AUGGGCGGGCGGUGCCGCGGCGGGCGGCAGCCCAACCCGUUCCGGGAGGCGCAGCGCGGCGGGCGGGAGCACAGCGUGAAGUACUGCGCGUGGGAGGUGCUGCGGCACUACCCGCAGGGCCUGAACGUCACGCAGAUCGCGCGGGAGAUCCAGGACCGCGGGCUGAAGGACUUUACGGAGAAGAAGAAUGCUGCGGGCCAGGUGUCAGGGGACCUUGUGAGGGGUAAGGACGUGUUCUGGCACGACCCAGACAAGAAGCUGUGGUGGAUCUUGCCGAUGGCUCCCAACGCCAAAAAGCAAGUCAAGCGGCGGAAGGGGGCCACAAAGGCCAGGAAGCCCAGCGGGGAGGCCCUUGUGGGAUGCAGGGCGUCCGUGUGGUGGGGCGGAGAGAAUGCUUUUUUUGGCGGGCGCAUCGAUGCGUACGACAGUGCCACGGAUAGGUACAAAGUGGUGUACGACGACGGCGACGCCGACCUGGCUUUGGAGUUCAGGGACUACGAAGUGAGCCAGAAGGAAGGCAAGAUCGGGGUCGUCACUGUGAUGUCCACAGAUGCUGAUGACGCUGAUGCACUGCCUGUGGUGAAUGUGGCGACUGAGGUCCCAAAAGAGCCUGCUGGCAAAGGGAUAGCUGCAACCAGCCGGCACAAGGGCUCCAAGGCCAAGGAAGCAAAAGGGCCUGCAGGCGCUCAGGGCCAGUCCAGGGCCAAGGGCAUAGCUUCCCCUCCUGGGCCCUCGGCCAGAACAGCCAGGAGAGCACAGAGGUCGCAUGAUCUUGGGUCACCUGCAGAAGAUGCACAGCCCAAGGAGAGUGUCAGUCCCACGAAUGGAAAGGAGUGGCUUAGCCGUGGAAGGGGCGGUCGCAGGGGGUCCCAAGUAGGGGCCAAGAGGGGCCAGAACACAGUGACUGGGGAGGGAGAGGAUCGUGACACCGAAAACAGACGCAGCAAGCGCAGUAAGACGACGAUUAAAAUUGAGGCAGAGGAUGCUCCCACCGGGGUUGAGAGUCCCACCAGGGUUGAGAGCCCCACCAGGGUUGAGAGCCCCACCAUGGCUGAGAGCCCCACCAGGGCGUCUGAACCUGAAGAGGGAGCAGUUGCUGAUGCUGAGGAGGUGAAGCCAACCCGCAGGGCUAACAGACGCAGGAGGCCGGGCAGUCCUAUGAAGCUCGACAGUGCCCCGCCGCCUGCAAAAAGACAGGCUGCCCGGCUGGCCAGGCACAAGUCUCAAGCUGAGAUGAAGGCAGAGGACCAUGUGGAGGAGGUCGGCCUGGCAGCUGCCAGUCAGCUUGACGAUCCACAAGCAAAAGCACGACAGAAUCGUGCUGAAGAUGUGGAGGUCGAAGCUGGGGAGAACAGAGGGGAAGCCUCUGUUCACCCCGUUCGAAAGUCUUGGCGUCUCAUGCAGAAGCAGGUGCGGCGCGAAGGGCAGUCGAGCUGCCCAGCUGUGUCGAAUGUGGAGAGCGGACAGGAGUUGGCCAACAAUCGGGACGGCCAUGCUCCCAUCGAGCACAGUCCAGAUCAUGUGGCGUCUCACUUGCAAGCACAUGGCCUUUGCCACCCCAUUGGAGCCGACAUUAAGGAGAAUGCAGAAGCAAAGAUGGCAGAUAUGCUGGAAGUGUCUGCAACGGUGCGAUCUGCUCGGUUGCCGGUGAGUGGGGAUCAAGAACCUCACCAGUGGGGUUUAAGGGCUGCAGAGGAUGCGAGCGAGGACUCUUCGGAACUGCUGGUUCGCAGUGUGGAGGAGGACGUAGUUGAAGGCGCUGUGUCCAAAACGCAGUCGUCUGGCGACAGCGCCUCGACUGGGCCGACCUCAGUGGCGGCUUGCGGUACAGACAGGACUGCAGAGCGAGACAAUGGGGUUGUGGAUACGCAGGCGCUGAAGCUCAAGGCUGAAGAACUGGUUGCAAUCAGGUCUGAGAAGGGGAGAGAGCUGGGAUCCUCACAUCGAAACGAGUCGAUAUCGGCAGAAGCUGCUAACCAAACUGUUCUUGGUGUGCAAGAGGCAGCUAACAGUGGCAGAAAGGACAUGGUCGCUGAGGCGACAGGGGACGCAGGGCAAGAGUGCAAAGCUGGUGUCAAGCUGGUGCAUGUUGGAGGCAAAUCGCGCCCCGGGAUCCAGCAGACCUCCCCAAGCCCUGCACCUGCUGCCCCACCAGUUCCCACUGUCAAGGACGGUGUGAAGAAGCUGGAUGUGUGUGAGAGGCGAAAGCUGGCAAAGAUGGACCCGUUCCUUUUGGCACCCAGGACCUGUGAGCGCGGCCCCAGCAUCGAGUCCCUCAACAUGACAAAGAGCCUUGUGAUGCGGAGCCGGAUGCCCAUGGGCCUGUCCCGCCUGGGGGACAUCACAGAGCUGAUGUCCAUCUCACAGCUCAGCCAGGAGCUCAAGUCGGUGGGCGAAUCGGAGAAGGAUGAGGAAAAGGGGGAGUCCGAGAUCUCAAGCGCUCCACCGGAGGACGCAGGAGGCGAUGGCACCAGAACAGCGAAUGGCAGCCUGGCAAAUGGGAACGCAGACAGGAAGGGCUUGGCACCCAUGUCGUGGAGCACUGCCACGCCCUCGGAGGUGGAAGAGUGUGCUGAGACCCCUGCCGCCAGUCCUGGAGGGGGGCCAGAUGUGAGGCUGCCUGCCCCCAAAGCUGGUGCUGGGCCCAGGGGCGAUGCCGGCCUCACCGCGUCUUCUGUGGGCGAUGAUGCCAUCUGUGCUGGAGUGGGCGAUGGCGAUGGUGCUGGAGAGGACCCUGCCACAGCCAGCCAGCCCAAUGAGUGUGCGAAAGAUGGGCAGGAGCCCAAGGGCGCCCCUGUGGAUGUGUGUGGCACCGGAGCCAGCUGCAGCGUCGAAGACAAGGCAGCAGAUGCAAGAGGGAGAGGUGGGCAGUCGUCUGGCAAUGGGGAGGCCAUGGAGGAGGGCCCCGGGGAGGAGGUGGUUUGCUCCAGCGAGUGCGGUGGGGAGGUGACCACAGAGGGCGCUGAAGCUGCCAGUGGCGGUGGGCCCUCGAGCCCCAAGGUGCGGGAGGGCCUGGUGGACUACGACACAUCUCCGCCCAGGCAGAGCAGCAGGGAGGAGGGGGACUGCGUGUCUAUUGGGGAACAGGAGGACUCGGGCGAUUCUGUUGGCACGCGAGGCGAUGACAAGUCGGGUCCUUUAGGACAUGGUGGUGGGGGGGAGAGUCAGCGAUCGGCACCCCUUGUGGUGGAUGUGCCCUUUUCCGAGGGUGGGGAGAGGCACGUGGCUGUGCCCAUCGCAGACAUGUCGCUGGACGAGCGCAGUCCUGAAUCUGUGAUGCCUGGUGAGGCAGCAGCUGAGUGCGGUAUGACGGGCAUGGUGCGUGAGAAAGGGGAGUGUGGUGCAGUGUUGGCUAAUCGGCCUCCUGAGCCGUGCAGCACUGUGGGCGAGAGGGGUGUGGCAGAGAGCAUACAUGCGGAGACUGCUGAUGCUGCAGCCAGGGUGGGCGAACCGAAGAAUGGAAGGUGGUUGCUGCCAAACGUGUGA
Ostreobium quekettii is the source of this 3486-nucleotide messenger RNA. The record is from the annotation of a GenBank genome assembly. Lineage: Eukaryota; Viridiplantae; Chlorophyta; Ulvophyceae; Bryopsidales; Ostreobiaceae.